This is a messenger RNA of Linderina pennispora, 937 nucleotides long. RefSeq lists its product as uncharacterized. Gene Ontology annotation, biological process: medium-chain fatty acid biosynthetic process; medium-chain fatty acid catabolic process. Gene Ontology annotation, molecular function: acetylesterase activity; monoacylglycerol lipase activity. The transcript has 3 exons. The record is from RefSeq and is a predicted model, not a curated record. Lineage: Eukaryota; Fungi; Kickxellomycota; Kickxellomycetes; Kickxellales; Kickxellaceae. The annotation marks the transcript as partial.
UCAUGGCUGACGGAGGAACCGUUUCUCUCGACUGGUACCCGAGCAAGGAGCCACGGGAAGGCGAGGAGAGGCUGCCGAUCAUUUUCUUGAUAGUUGGUGUUGGAAGCUCGUCGCAGGAAUACUCUAUGCGGGCACUGGCCAAGUCACUGGCUCUCAGCCCGCAGCGGUUUCGAGUUGCUGUUUUCAACCACCGUGGCACAGCACGCAUGCCAGUUACCUCCCCACGUCCAUAUGAUGCCGGAUUCACCAGUGAUUUCCGUGAAGCAGUGAAUCACGUUCGUAGCAAAAGCCAUCCCUUAGCCAGGAUGAUGGCGGUCGGCUUUUCAUAUGUGGGCGAAGAAGGCGAACAAUGCCUGCUGUCGGCGGCUGUGGCUGUGCUCGGUGAGGCGGUGAAUGCCGACAGCUUCCUCAACAACAAGAUAUUUCUGCCGCAGGUCAUCCGGUCGAUGAAGCACAGCCUCAAGCACGCCAAGACCGUCAAGCCCCACCCCGAGUGGAUCAACGAGAUCGAUAAUAUUAUAACAGCAAGUAGGCCGAGACAGAUUGAAGAGCAGGUCAUAGCCAAGAUCAACGGGUGCAAUAGCUUGGAAGAGUACUAUGCAAUGGCCAGUUCUUCAAGCUAUGUUGACAACAUCCGCAUUCCAUACCUCGCAAUCAACAGCCUCGACGACCCAGUCACCCCGCCUGCCGGAAUCCCAGUUCAGAAAUUCAAGCAGAACCCGCACCUUUCCUUGGCGCUGGUUCGACACGGCGGCCAUUUGGCGUUUCUCACCGGGACCCUUUCCCCCAGGGUCUGGCUCAUCAAACCGAUCGAGGAAUUCACAUCCGCCAUUGCCAAAUUGUAGAGUUUGUGUUGAACACACCCGAGCUUAGGCUGGCUGGCCGAGCUCUCAGGAGUGCCAGCUACUUGUACUGCAGGCCCAUAGAAAAUGCUGUU